Molecule: messenger RNA, 291 nt
Organism: Cooperia oncophora
Lineage: Eukaryota; Metazoa; Nematoda; Chromadorea; Rhabditida; Trichostrongylidae
Source: the annotation of a GenBank genome assembly
AUGGCUGCAGUACCUUUGAGUGAGCGAGAGCAACUCGCUUCACUUGUCGAACAAUGGAAUGAGAAUCGUUUGGAUCUAUUUCACCUGAGCUAUCCAACUGAGGAUCUCGAAAUCGAGGGCGUCAUGCGCUUCUACUUCCAGGAUGGUGGUGAGAGAGUGCUGACGAAGUGUGUCCGUGUAUCCAGUACAGCGACAACACGUGCCGUCGUGGAAGCGUUGACCGACAAGUUUCUGCCGGAUUUAAAAAUGCUUUCGGAUGACACCUAUAGUCUGUGGGAGUUUAUUUUGUAG